CAUGUAUCGCGAAAUGCUUCAUCAGGGAAUUCAGUUAUACUGCGAGAUUUGGCCGUGCGAUCGAGAAUGUGGAAAGUUUCACGAAAGGUUCAUAAACACAACAAAAUUGAGAAGAAUGAAAACAAUGUCAGAAUCAGUGGAUCAUCAAAUACCAAUGACAAAUGGAAAAUCGAAAACAAAAGGAGUUUUCGAGGAAAUAAUGGAGAUGGCAGCAAGAAAGGACUCCCAAAACUUCAUCGAAGUUCCUCUGCCAUCUCUGCCAGAAGAAUUUCAAUCACUGACGCUGGGAAGUAAGAAACGUGCAAAACGACAAAGCACAAAAGACGCCGAUACUACAAUGAUAUUUUUCGAUAACCCUGUGUGGGAUGACGCAAAAUUUCGUCAGGAGCUACUCGAUUCUGACGAGGAAAGGUACUCAAUAGGGGAUGCGCCUUACAUCAUGGACGACGACGACACUCUUGACGACAUACUUAGGGACACUUACCACGAAUCAGCUUCAAAUCCAAUAGAGCAUUAUCAAACUGAUGAAACAAUCCUUUCGAGUGACGAUGAAAACGACUACAGCACACUGGAUUUGCGACAACAAGCCAAUGGCUCAUUCCGUUCGCCAAAAUUGCUGGUUCCCAGUCUUCGAUCACCAGAUGCUAAAUAUGAAGGAAGUAUUUUAGAUCUCUAACCUAACGUAAUUGGAAAAUGUUUUUAUUUGAAACCAUAUCGCAUUGUGGCAAAUCUUACUUUCUCCAUUUCUUAUAUUUUCCGUCAAAACUAAAACAAAU
Molecule: messenger RNA, 776 nt
Organism: Caenorhabditis elegans
Lineage: Eukaryota; Metazoa; Nematoda; Chromadorea; Rhabditida; Rhabditidae
Gene: C05C9.2
Exons: 8
Coding region: 2-676 (224 amino acids)
Source: RefSeq, marked reviewed